Messenger RNA from Cooperia oncophora, 603 nucleotides. NCBI's taxonomy places the organism in Eukaryota, Metazoa, Nematoda, Chromadorea, Rhabditida, Trichostrongylidae. The record is from the annotation of a GenBank genome assembly.
CUGGACACACCUGAAACUAAAUACAGCGAAGAGCUCGAUGCGUAUGCAAAUCUUCUUGAAGAUGAAGCCGUAGGCUCUUCUCCAGCUGCUCCAGUACGGCCGGUACCGUUAGGAAUUGAAGCCAAGAGUGAUGGUGAAAUCCCGCCAGAAAUAUGGCCUGAGGAUGAUCCAUAUGAACAAGUAAUUCGACAGUCAGUAGCUGCUAUAUGCUCAUCGGUUGGAUUCGAUGCCAUCGAUGCAAAUAUUCUGGAAACCCUAGCGCAGCGCUUGAAAAAUUAUGUAUGUUCGAUUAGUUUGGGAGCGAAAUUGCAUUGUGAAGUUGCUGGCCGAACUAUCCCCAUAGCUACGGAUGUAUGGUUAGCCUUGGCGGAUAUAGGGCACAAGGUCGAUCAGCUCCCAGGAUAUCUACGUCAUCUUCGCGUCACAGGAACGAUUGCUAUUGCUCCACCACUGUUGAGCGUCAGAACCUCCACUUGCUACCUCUCAAUGCUGCGUGGCAAUCUCGUCCUCAUCCUCCUUAUGUCCAUGAAUUCUUCCCACCAUUUCCAGAACCGCAUACCUAUAUCCACACGGAGGUAUUUUUCUUCGAAUUUUGAAGCUUAA